AUGGACAUAACCCCAACAACAACAACAACCACCCCCACCAACACCAACACCAACACCAACAAUAACACAAACACCCCAACUCCAAAAUCUCCAGAGGUAGACACUGAAACACCAAUUCGGAUCCUUCAAACAAAGCCUUUGUCUUCCACCAACGGUGUCCUCAAACGCCACCCUCCACACCACCACCUCCACCAUCAUUUUUCACCUCCGCCAAUACUCAUAACCUACAAAGAAUGUCUCAAGAACCAUGCUGCCACCAUAGGUGGCCAUGCUGUAGAUGGUUGUGGAGAAUUCAUGUCUUCUCCGACCGCCACUCACACUGACCCAACUUCUUUAAAAUGUGCUGCUUGUGGCUGCCAUCGCAACUUCCACCGUCGUGACCCUGAAGAUUCCCCUCCUCACACCACCGCUACAACAACCAUCGAGUACCAACCUCACCACCGUCACCAUCCACCACCACCACAAGCUCAACCUCAGCAUAAUAGAAGCCCCAAUUCAGCUUCUCCUCCUCCGAUCUCAUCCUCUUACUAUCCUUCAGCUCCACACAUGCUGCUAGCACUCUCCGGUGGCGUAUCGGGUUUGAAUGAGAAUGCGAAUAUAAAUGUUCCUCCACCAGCUGGUUGUUCGCCGCGAAAGCGAUUUAGGACAAAGUUCAGCCAGAGCCAGAAAGAGAGAAUGCACCAGUUUGCAGAGAGAGUUGGAUGGAAGAUGCAAAAAAGAGAUGAAGAUUUGGUUCAAGAGUUUUGCACUGAAGUUGGGGUUGAUAAAAGUGUGUUAAAGGUUUGGAUGCAUAACAACAAGAACAGCUUUGGUAAGAAAGAACACCUUAAUGAGAACAACAAUAAUGAUAUUAUUAGGAGCAGUAAUCUGGAAAACUCCCACAACAACAAUGAGCUCAACAACAAUAAUAGCACUGAAGGCUUGAAUCAUCAUAACAACCAUCACCACUUUGAGAAUGAUAGUCAUGUUGCACAUGUUGGGACUAAUGGGUCUUCUUCAUCUUCUUAA
This is a messenger RNA of Dovyalis caffra, 1008 nucleotides long. The record is from the annotation of a GenBank genome assembly. Lineage: Eukaryota; Viridiplantae; Streptophyta; Magnoliopsida; Malpighiales; Salicaceae.